AACAAAAACACAACCAGGCUGUGAGCUCGAGACCUCAAGGGGACUUAUUCAGAUCAACCGAAAUGGAUGAUUUUGAACAGGAGGGCAUAAAUGAAGACCUGAUUGAGUUUGCCAUUCGAGAGAGCAUUCAAGAUGCCUACAAGCUGUCAUGUUCAGUACAAACAAAUAGGAAAAAAACAAAUAGUGUGGACUUUAUGAAGAUUAUGGCUGCCGUUCACAAAGGUGACGUGGAUGCGCUGCAGGAGCUGUCAGGUUGUGUGUCUGCCUUCAGAGAGAGUGACAGCAGGGGUUGGCUGCCUCUGCACGCAGCAGCUGUGCAGCCACAGCCGGAAAUCCUCCACACAGUGCUGCAGGUGUUGAAAUCCACAGACCUGACCUUGGAGGAGCAGACGGAGGAUGGUGACACGGCUCUGACUUUGGCAGCCGAGGCCGGCCAGGCGGAAAACGUCAAGAUGCUUCUGAAGCACGGGGCUUCACCGCACAACACCAACAGCAGGAAUGAAUCACCUCUGCUCAUCGCAGUGAGACAACGCUCAUACGACAUGGUUUUAUCCCUCAUCAUGGGUGGGGCCUUUGUCGAGCAGGUGUGUCUCUCCAAGUGGAGGGCCCUUCAUGAAGCAGCAAAGGUUGGUUGUCCAGCUAUUAUGAUGCUGUUACUCCGACAUGGAGCCCAAAUAACAUGCACAGACGGUCAUGGUGUGACACCCUUGGGGAUCGCAGCUGAACAUGGCAACACUGAUGUUUUAGACAUACUCAUACAGCAUGGUGGUGAUGUGAAUGCCCAGGCAAGCAAUGGCGACACAGUCCUGUAUGAUGCAACCGGAUCUGGAAACCUGGACUGUGUUAAGCUGCUUUUGGGGCACGGAGCCAACCCAAAUGUCGCCAGCUACGCCUGCCAGUUGCCCAUCCAUAGAGCUGCAUAUGAAGGAUACAUACUAAUCCUGAGGACCCUCAUCCCUAUCACCACAAAGAGAGCUAUUCGCCUGUCAGGCCAGAGCCCUGUCCACUCUGCUGCAGACGGGGGACAGGUUCAGUGUCUAGAGCUGCUUAUCCAGAGGGGUUACGAUGUUAACGCCCUGCUACAUACACACAUCUCUGAGAACUAUGGGGACCUCAGGAAGACUCCUCUAUACUUUGCUGUGUCCAACGGUGAUGUGACCUGUUCAGAGUUGUUGCUGGCAGCUGGAGCAAGAACUGACCUGGACCCACUACGAUGCAUAUUGGUCGCUAUACGGGCUGAGAGGUAUGAAUUGGUGCAGCUUUUGCUGUCCUAUGGAGCAGAGGUGAACUGUUAUUUCAGAGUGAUCAGCAACACCAUCUUCCCCACAGCACUCCAGUACUGCCUCAAAGACCACACCAUGCUGCGACUGCUCCUCAACAAUGGAUAUCAUGCUUACAAGUGUUUCCAGUGCGGUCAUGGAGACAGUGAAGAAUUGGAUAGUACCUGGACUGAGCUCCAUAACCAAGCCUACCAGAUUUACAGUCAACCUAAAGUCAUCUCAUUCUGUGAGUUCGUGUCAGUAUCAUGGCUGGGUCACGUGGUAGGAAGCGUUGUAAGGAUGCUCCUGGACUAUGUCAGCCACGUCAGCAUUUGCUCUAAGCUCAGAAAAAUCCUGGAAAAGAGGCCAGAGUGGGAUGAGAUUUCUGACAUACUGGGGAAGCCGCGGUCUCUGCAGCACUUCUGUCGACUGGUAAUCAGAAGUCAUAUGAGCCUCAGGACCCUGAAUGACUCUGAGACUAUGGCUGCAGGUCACAUCCCCCCCAGGCUGAUGAACUACCUGACCUACAGAGAGUACGACCUGUAUGGUGACCUCUUAUGUAUGUGAAAGACAUUUUAUUCCUACCUACUGAAUAGCCAAGUCAAAGUACUUAUUUUACAUAAUACUUUGUUCUCUCAGUUGUUUCUGUAUAUACUGACUGAAUUAGAAACUUUCAAAAACUACCAGUUGAAUAAUGAAUGUUUAGUACAUAAAAUAGAUGUCGCCAACACAGGUAUAGUCAGCUCUCUAAUAAAGAAGUUGAGCAGGUUUUUUUUUUUUAACAACCGCGACCUGGUCAGAAGCGUUUACAGAGAGAGUGCCAAAGAAAUGCUGAUGAACCACAGUGAGUACAAGCCCACGUGGCCCUCCACAGAG
Messenger RNA from Archocentrus centrarchus (flier cichlid), 2135 nucleotides. RefSeq names its product ankyrin repeat and SOCS box containing 15b (gene asb15b). NCBI's taxonomy places the organism in Eukaryota, Metazoa, Chordata, Actinopteri, Cichliformes, Cichlidae. The transcript is spliced from 14 exons. The record is from RefSeq and is a predicted model, not a curated record. Gene Ontology annotation, molecular function: protein binding. Bases 63 to 1826 code for a protein of 587 amino acids. Gene Ontology annotation, biological process: intracellular signal transduction.